This is a messenger RNA of Sitophilus oryzae (rice weevil), 1901 nucleotides long. RefSeq names its product phosphatidylserine lipase ABHD16A. The coding region runs from base 40 to 1638 and encodes 532 amino acids. Gene Ontology annotation, cellular component: endomembrane system. The transcript has 10 exons. Gene Ontology annotation, biological process: monoacylglycerol catabolic process; phosphatidylserine catabolic process. The record is from RefSeq and is a predicted model, not a curated record. Gene Ontology annotation, molecular function: glycerophospholipase activity; monoacylglycerol lipase activity. Lineage: Eukaryota; Metazoa; Arthropoda; Insecta; Coleoptera; Curculionidae.
UUUUUAUCACUAACCCAACUUUAUUCACAAAUUGUCAAAAUGUCAACAUUAAAAAAUAUUUGGAAUUGUAUGUUUUCUCCAAAAUUACUCAAAAUUUACGGAAAUGGACCCGUCGAGAGAUUUUACGAGCCACAACCGAUGGAAAGAUUUGGAGAUCAGGUCAUUCAUUCUUUGUAUAUUAUCUGGAAGUUGGGCGUUUACACGUCCCCCUUGUGGGGCAUAAUGCUGUAUAACAAAGGCUACUUUGAAACACAAGGUUUAGCUUUUUUAUCGAAGUUUGUUGCCGGAGUUGGAGUCAUUUUGGUGGUCUCCUUCUGUAUCAGAGGCUUCAGCAGGGCUCAGAAUUCCACCUACCAGAAAUUCCUCGAAGUUCUCCACAGAUCUGAAGCUAAUAUUGCAGAAUCAAAGAAAGAUUUGAUCAAAUACGAUUUUGAUUUCACUGCUUGGCCUGUGGAGUACGAUUUGAGUGAAAUUAUGACUGGAACGAGGAACAAAGUUCACAUUCAACAGCCUGUGUUAUACCAGAACACUUUUCAAUACAUUACCAAUAUACCUUUCCGAAUAAUAGCUUAUUUUGCCAUUCACACUUUCGGUAUUCGUUUAAUUUAUCCAGGAAGUGUAGGACUACUUCAAGCUGUCCUUGAGGCCAGUUUACUACAGGGCAGGUCAAGACUUGUAGACUCAUACAGAGGUGAAAGAUUUAAGCUAAGAACACUAGACGACAAUGAUAUUGACAGUAUGUUUAUUGAUAAAAGAAACACAUCGCACAAUGGUAACACUUUAGUGAUUUGCUGCGAGGGAAAUGCAGGGUUUUAUGAAAUCGGUACUAUGAUCACACCAAUUGAAGCAGGGUACUCAGUGUUGGGAUGGAACCAUCCAGGAUUUGGUGGCAGUACUGGCAUGCCAUAUCCAUCACAAGAACAAAAUGCCAUAGAUACAGUGGUACAGUUUGCUAUAAACAAACUGGGAUUUAAGGUACAAAAUAUAAUAGUUUUUGGUUGGAGUAUCGGGGGAUAUAGUACUUCAUGGGCUGCUAUGAAUUACCCAGAAAUAAAAGGAGUGGUAAUAGAUGCAACAUUUGAUGACAUUUUACCACUGGCUCUGAAUCAUAUGCCAAAAUGGUGGGAGCCUAUAGUUAAAUUGGCUAUUAGAGAGCACGUAAAUCUUAAUGUUUACGAACAGUUAUACAAGUAUCCAGGGCCGAUACAACUAAUUCGACGGACAGAAGAUGAAGUUAUAUGUUUAAAAGAAAAUGAUUUGUUGUCAAACAGAGGCAAUAAUUUACUGGUAAAACUCCUGAAAUACCGAUAUCCCUGUAUAUUUGAGGAGCCUCAAAUUGAACUUUUGAACGAGUAUUUAUCAGUGACCGGAGUCAAACAAGAAAGGAUCCUAGAAAAAUAUAACGUUGAUGAGAAUGUAUCUGUAUCUUUGUUACAGUCUUACAUAUCAGAGUAUUCGAAAUCUUAUCCAAUGAAAGUUGGCGAAGGUUUCGGUAUAAUGGAGAAGUCUCAAAUGGCCUUAUUUUUGGCCAGCAAAUACAUGAAAGAUUUCAAAUCGACCCACUGUGUGAGUUUGCCCAGUGAGAUGUUCACUGUACCGUGGGACAUAAAUAUAGAGUCAGAUUAUGUGUUUACAUAAAAAAAUAAGGUUUUUUAAGGUUUUACGGAUUAUAUAGGAGGUGUCAGUGUUCUAAGUGUUUAUGUAUUUCUAAAUUAUAUUCAGUAAUAAUGUUCGAGACGAUUAUUACGUAAAUUAUUUAAAGACAAAUGCUAACAUAGUAUUAAAAUGAGGGGUGAGUAACGAAAAAAAAGUUUAAAUACACUAUUCGGGCGUUGUUUUUAUAUCAUGAGCGUUUCUGUAUGUUGAUAGAGAAUAUAUUAAUUAAAGAUGCUCUUUAAAUG